Messenger RNA from Vitis vinifera (wine grape), 1996 nucleotides. RefSeq lists its product as uncharacterized. The transcript is spliced from 2 exons. The record is from RefSeq and is a predicted model, not a curated record. NCBI's taxonomy places the organism in Eukaryota, Viridiplantae, Streptophyta, Magnoliopsida, Vitales, Vitaceae. The coding region runs from base 201 to 569 and encodes 122 amino acids.
UAUGAAGUAAUAUUUAGUGGGGGAGAAGAAAUAACUGAGAAGGCAAGAAGGGCAUUGCAGAAAAAACCCAUCUUGGUGUGAAGAUUUGGUGCUCCAAAACUGCCAAAGUGACGUGGGUUUGUGGGGUUGGAUCUUGGGAAAUUUGAGAGAUUCAUGUUUUCCAUGGAAUCCAUGGUCUCAAUCUGAUCACCACCAAAAGGAUGUCCCAGGCUGAUGUCUCUUACAGUUGCGGGUCUUGUGGGUACCCUCUGAAUUUAACAUCUUCCAAUCGUAUCACCUCUGGUAUAGGCUCCGAGUAUCGCAAAUCCAUAAAGAAAGGUCUCAUCUCUUUCCUUUCUGUUGAUCUCAGUCGAUUCACACAAGUUGACGAGGUACACUGUCUUCCUCUGCCUUGGGGGGGCCAUCGUUCAAAAACUAAACUCUUGUGCCGUAAAUGUGGAGUUCUUAUAGGCUAUGGAUAUGGAGAUUCACCUGCUCUCUGUGGUUUUGACUUAGCUAACUCAUCUAACUCAGCUUGCGAAAAGUUUGUGAUAAAGAUCCGAGCUCUACAACCUUCAGAAGAGCGCUAACAAAAUUAAUAUGGAGGGUCCUUCUAGAUACUAUCUUACCUCCAUCAAGGACCUCCCUGAAGAUUGUCUUAAUUUUAUUUUCCAACGGCUUGACUGCAACUCUGAUCGUGAAUCAUUUGGUUUGACCUGCCAUCGUUGGCUUCGCAUUCAAAACAUAAACCGUCGGUUCUUACAGUUCCAAUGUUCAUUCACCCAACUUGACGUUUCCUCAUUAUCUCAAACCAGUCCCACCAUUAGCUCUUUCCAUCUCAAUAGGCUGCUUACCCGUUUCCAGCUUCUAGAAUCAUUAUCCCUUUCUGGUUGCACAGAGCUGCCUGAUUCAGGCUUAACUCCUUUGCAGGAUUAUGGUUCAAGACUGCAAACUAUUUUCCUGGAUUGCUGCUUUGGAAUCACUGAUCAAGGACUUUCCCUGAUUGCUACUGGCUGUCCUUUGACGGUUAUUAGUCUUUACCGCUGUAAUAUCACUGAUGUUGGGUUGCAGAACUUGGCAAAAUCUUGCUCAGCUUUAAAGGAUGUGAAUCUUUCCUACUGUGCACUUAUUUCCGACCAUGGGAUAAGAGCUCUUUCCCAAAAAUGUUGUCAGCUUCGGGCAGUUAGCAUAUCUUUCUGCAAGGGUGUGAGUGGUGUUGGAUUUAGCGGCUGUUCGCCAACUCUAGCUUAUUUAGAAGCCGAGUCAUGCAAACUUGGGCCAGAGGGGAUAACUGAGAUUGUCAGUGGAGGUGGACUUGAAUAUUUGAAUGUUUCUAAUCUGAGAUGGUGCAUUACUGGAGAUGGUUUGGCAGCAAUUGGGGCAGGACUCGGUACAAAGCUGAGAGUUCUUAACUUGCGAAUGGGUAGACUUGUUAGCAGUGAGUCUGUUGCAGCAAUUGCAAAGGGAUGCCCAUUACUUCAAGAGUGGAACUUAGCAUUAUGUCAUGAGGUGAAGAUCCCAGGGUGGAAGGCUGUCGGUGAAAACUGUCACAACUUGGAGAUAAUACAUUUGAAUAGAUGUAGAAAUCUUUGUGAUCAAGGGUUGCAGGCUCUGAGGGAUGGGUGCAGACAACUCAGGAUAAUGUACAUCAAUGGAUACUAUCAGGUCAGUGUUGCAGCCAUGGAGAUGUUUAAAUGGUCAAGAAGUGAUGUGCAGAUAAAGGAAGAAGAAAUAACCAUUGUGCCUAACUGGCCAUUUAGAUAAAUGCAGGAUGAAGCAAUCAACUAUUUAGAAGAAAACUUGAAAAAAAAACCAUCAAGAUGCUUGAACUUGGCUGAAAAUUUGUGUGCCAUUGAAGAAGCCACAACUGCUCUAAUCAUUGAUGAAAUUCCAUUUAAGUUAUUAUUAGGUCUUAGAUACAUUGAUAAACAGAUCUCCGUUUCUAAGAUUCAUCAUUUAGAUGAUCCUCAAAUGAGUAAAACUCAUUCUUCAUAGAAAACCAAAUAUUUUUAUGCUC